AUGGACAUAGUGGGACAGAGACGCAUAAUUGACUGCCAGAAAGAGAAGAGGUACGUGGCUUCGUUCUGCAAAUCAAAAAUAAGGGGACUGGAAUUAAAUCAGGAUGGGGACUUGCCGCUAUUUUAUUUCCCACUGUUUGUGAAGGCGAGCAAGUACAAGGCUGAAAGAUUUUGUGCCAGGCAAGGUCUAAAUUUUGGCAUCAAUGAAAGUUCUAUACUUGAAAAAAUCACAAAUGGUUUAACCGAUAUCAAAGUAUGGGCGACCUACGAGCAGAUAGCAAAAAAUAAGUCCGAUCCACAAUUCAAAACUCCUGGAAUUGUAUGCACUAUUUUUCACAAACAAAACAAUAUCGUCGUAAUAAAAAACGAGAGCUGUUCCAAUGAAAACAACUUUGUCUGCACCCUACCUGAAAUUUGUCAUUUGAACAAAUGCAGCUCCAAAUGCUUGAAUGGAAAUUGCGCCACUGUGAGGGCUGAAGAUUGUGAUGCUAACUGCACAAAAGUAGAUUGUUCUGAGGAGCCUGCUGAGAAGUUUGGAAUAUUACAAAAUGACGGAGACUUGGUUCAAAUGUGUGGUUUUGAGUACUUUUUCUCCAAAAUAUCUAAGUACUCUUUAAAGGCUUCGCAAACGUUCUGCUGCCUAAAAAACAUGGAGGUGGCAAGUUUUACAACCGUUGAAGAAUUGACGUGUUUUGCCAACGAAUCGGCCAGACGGAACACGACAGGCGCCUCAUAUUGGACAUCCGCUCGCCUCACCACGUGCCCAAACACAUUUGUUUGGUGCUCAGAGAGUCCAGAAAUUGUGGACCAAAGUUACCUUCCAUGGAAAGCGACAAGUCCGUUUGUUGGAGUUAAGCCGAUGGCCACCCCCAAUGUUUCGCUCUCUUGGGAAUUCGAGGAUGGCUUGGGGACGAAAAGGGCGCUUUGCAAGGCAAGUUACCAAAGAUACAUGCGCUACUAG
This is a messenger RNA of Neocloeon triangulifer, 960 nucleotides long. RefSeq lists its product as uncharacterized. The record is from RefSeq and is a predicted model, not a curated record. NCBI's taxonomy places the organism in Eukaryota, Metazoa, Arthropoda, Insecta, Ephemeroptera, Baetidae. The coding region runs from base 1 to 960 and encodes 319 amino acids. The transcript is spliced from 12 exons.